UCUGAAGAACGUGACGGAAUUUGAUCUAUUUCCUCUCCAAUCUAAAAAAGAUAUGGGAAUGAGCAAAACGGAGAUCAAUUUGCGGAGAUUGCUUUCCGUUGCACCUAAUCAGCAAAAUCAGUCAAAGCUUAUUCAUUAUGUUGCUACUUUGAGGGAACUAUUAGAACAACUCUCCCAAGAGAAGACGACACCUCCAUGCCUUCCCAGAAAGCUUCAAGAGGAUCUAGCCGAUGAAAUGGUGGGACUUGCAAGACAACUCAAGGAGACAAAUCAAGCGAUAAGCCAAUCUGUGCAAAAUACAGAAAAGAUACUUGACUCUACCGAGGAGGCCAUUGAGCAAAGCUUAGCGAGCACAGGACACGCGACAACAAGAGCGACGAAGAUAUAUUCACAAAGCUCAAAGACAAGUUGCUUCCAGUGGCUCUUGAUCUUCGCCAUGACAUGUUAG
Molecule: messenger RNA, 448 nt
Organism: Camelina sativa (false flax)
Lineage: Eukaryota; Viridiplantae; Streptophyta; Magnoliopsida; Brassicales; Brassicaceae
Biological process (GO): retrograde vesicle-mediated transport, Golgi to endoplasmic reticulum
Cellular component (GO): endoplasmic reticulum; SNARE complex
Molecular function (GO): SNAP receptor activity
Source: RefSeq, a predicted model, not a curated record